Molecule: messenger RNA, 2531 nt
Organism: Arvicanthis niloticus (Nile rat)
Lineage: Eukaryota; Metazoa; Chordata; Mammalia; Rodentia; Muridae
Gene: Dlgap5
Product: DLG associated protein 5
Biological process (GO): signaling; kinetochore assembly; centrosome localization
Cellular component (GO): cytoplasm; spindle pole centrosome; nucleus
Molecular function (GO): microtubule binding
Source: RefSeq, a predicted model, not a curated record
AAGUUUCAGUUCGGCGAAGAAGAAGGCGGUCCGGGUGUUCCUUCUGCGGAUCUGUGGUGUUUUCUGUGUUGCGGCAUUGUUGUGGAUCCAGAAAUUGCUUCAGGAUGCCGGUGUCACGAUUUGCCAGCCGGCUUCGGAAAGAUUUGAGCACUGAAAUGAUUAGAACUACCUUGGCUCACAGAAAGUCGAUGUCUCAGAAGGAAAACAGACACAGGGUGUAUGAACGAAACAGACACUUUGGUUUGAAGGAUGUCAACAUUCCACUGGAAGGGAGAGACCUUGUUAAUAUACAUGAGACAUUUCAAAACACUGCUCCAGAAAAGGCCAGCUCCAAAACAGGGCCCGUGAAAACAGCUCUGAGUGAGCAACGGAAGCAGCUCCUUCAGAAAUACAAAGAAGAAAAGCAGCUUCAAAAGUUGAAAGAACAACGAGAGAAAGCCAAGCGUGGAGUGUUCAAAGUGGGUCUCUAUAGGCCCACCGCGCCCGGCUUUCUUGUCACAGACCAGAGGGCUGUGAAAGCUGAGCCAGAAAAGGCUCUUCCAUAUACCGGGCGGAUUACAAGAUCAAAGGCCAAAGAACAUAUGGAGCAGACUAAGACUGGUAGCAGGAAUGUUCCUCAAGCAACCCAAUUUGGCCAAAGACAAGUUUCUGAAAAAAAACCAUUAGAGAGAGAGAAGAAAGUUGUGCAGCCCAUGGCAGGGAAAUCAACUGGAUCAGCGACUGGAUCAGCGGCUCCUCAGAGGCCCAAGCAGAUCACCCGAACAGUGUCCUCUACCACAAGAAAGCCAGUCACAAGAGCCACUAAUGAGAAUGAAUCAGAAAGAGUGGGACCAAGUAGAGGGAGACCUGCCAAAAAAGCAGAAGGCAAGCCAGACAAGGCUAUUUCUUCCAAAGUUGAGCCUGAAGAAAAGCAUUUGGAUUCGCAGACCGGUGUGACAAAUGAAAUGGAUCCGGGCAGAGUCUUCCAAGAAAUGGAAAGCUUGCCUGAGACAGUCCCUGCAAAAGUGAAAGAAAGGAAGUCCUUUGCCCCCAAGCACUGUGUCUUUCAGCCCCCACUUGGUCUGAAGACCUACCAGAUGGCUCCCCUGAGUCCUAGAAGUGCCAGCGCUUUCUUGACACCCAGUUGUGAUCAAAACUGUUUAAGACCAGAAGUCACUACAACUCAAGACAAAGCUGAUGAAACCUUGGUACAGCACAAAUUGAAUUCUCUGACAGACUAUAGUAAAGAACCUGAAUUCAAACAGAAGGACGCUUCUACUUCAAAUUCAGAUCACCUUUCAGUGAAAGGAGUGACAUCAGUUGAAGUGAGCGAAGGUCAGACGUCCCAGCCCCAGCAUGAUGUGCCAUAUUUCAGGAAUAUCCUCCAAUCAGAAACUGACAGACUAACUUCAUACUGCCUGGAGUGGGAGAGGAAGCUGGAACUGGACAUUCCUGAUGAUGCUAAAGAUCUUAUCCGAACGGCAGUUGGUCAAACAAGACUCCUUAUCAAGGAGAGAUUCAGACAGUUUGAAGGACUAGUGGACAAUUGUGAAUAUAAACGAGGCGAAAAGGAGACCACCUGCACAGAUCUGGAUGGAUUCUGGGAUAUGGUUAGUUUUCAGGUCGACAAUGUAAGCCAAAAGUUCAACAACCUGAUCAAACUUGAGGAAUCUGGAUGGAAAGACAACAAUAAUUCAAGCAAAACGGUCCUCCGGAAAAAAAUUGUGCCUGGUAGAACAGGCAAAGCAAAACAGGAUGACGAUGGACGAGCGGCAGCUAGGAGUCGUCUCGAUGCCAUAAAGAAGGCGAUGAAAGACAGGCUGCAGAGGCAGGAAGCCCAAGCCCAUACGGCAGCUCCAGAGACACCAAAGGAAGUUGACAAAAUUGUGUUUGAUGCUGGGUUUUUCAGAAUUGAGAGUCCUGUUAAGUCAUUCUCAGUACUGUCUUCUGAACGUCGUUCUCAAAGAUUUGGAACACAUAUGUCUGCCAGCAAAGUUGUGCCUGAGGGCCGGGCUGCAGGGGAUCUUCUAAGACAGAAGACACCACUGAAGAAACCUGACCCUCAGAGCAGCAAGAGUGAGCAUGUUGAUCGGACGUUUUCAGAUUGUUUUGAAAGCAGGUGCAGCCAUGUAGAAGAUGCCCUGUGUCCUGGAAAACAAGAUUCAAGUGACAUAGAGCAUCCAGGCCUCAGCUGCAACAGCCCCUACACUGAGGAGACAAGACUGUGCGAUCGCGGCAGACAGUUCUCCUUUGGAGGUGACCUCAUUGUCUUCUCACCACUAAGACCUUGAAGAGAAGAGAACAUCAAGAGGGCUUUUAAUUUUAAAAUAACUGCAAAUAUUCUUUUCUUCACAUUGUUAAUUCUCUUUUACAUCUUAAACUGUUGGAAGUUGUGAAAAUAUGCACUGGUAUUCACUUCUAUUUGGUCUGUUUAUAUUACAUUACACAGUGUUGUAAUGGUCCCUGUUUGUGGAGACAUUUUAAUAAUGAUACUAUAAAAACCCUAUAGGUUAUUUAAAAUAUUAAACAUGAACCAAGGUUUUGCAUCUGCA